Messenger RNA from Aspergillus chevalieri, 903 nucleotides. Its product is annotated as TMEM199/VMA12 family protein. The coding region runs from base 1 to 903 and encodes 300 amino acids. Gene Ontology annotation, cellular component: endomembrane system. Lineage: Eukaryota; Fungi; Ascomycota; Eurotiomycetes; Eurotiales; Aspergillaceae. The record is from RefSeq and is a predicted model, not a curated record. Gene Ontology annotation, biological process: vacuolar proton-transporting V-type ATPase complex assembly. The transcript has 2 exons.
AUGGUUCAGCUCGUGAUCACCACGCGCAUCCUCUCCGCGAUUGAGGCCAUCCCAGAAUCUCGUCGCGAGGACCUCGACCUUCCGGACUCUUUGAAGUUGAAUGCUCCAAUUUUACACGAGCAACUGAUUGGUUUAUCGCGGUACCUGAAAAGCAAUUCAGACGGUCACGAUGGCGACAGCAACACCCCGACAUCCUUGAACUCGCUCCUUCACGGGACAAAGGUGUACGUGCCUCCGCCGCCCAAGAAGCCAGAACCGAGCCCCGAAUACCUCGCCCAAAAGUCCCGCCUCCUCGCAGCCGUCGAAGCAGACGCCUACAACCGCAUGACCUCUUCCUCAACCUAUACAACCAAGGGCCCAUCACCAAUCUUCACCUCCACGACACCAACCCUCUCCGCAAUCCACGACCAAAACACCUCAGACACCGACGCAAAAGACCCUCUUACCCCUUCCCUUGUCCUAAACAUCUUCCUCUCCGUGCUCUUGACGGGUUUCAGCACAUACUGGGCGCUGAGCAAGUUCUCGACACCGGAUAUACUCACUUCAACAGUUGCGGGUGCGUGGAGGGGGAAGGAUAUGCGUGGGGCGUCGGAGCCGGUGCGCGUGUUGUUGAGUCUUUUUGUGGCGCUGCUUGUUGGGUUGGCGGAGGUGUUGAUUUAUGCUAUUUACCUCGGCAAGUCGGAGGAUGCGAGGGUUAAGGAGAAGAAGAUGAGAGAGAGGAAGAAAGUUGUUGGGAGUGAGCAGGUUGGUGGUAGGUCUGAGGAGACUGAGACCGAUGAACAGGUGCACAAGGUGGAUGGGGACGAGGAGAAAAUCUGGGGCCGUGGUGCGAAUGGAGGGAUACGGAGGAGGGUGAGGGAGAGAUGGGAGGAGCAGGAGAAGGAGCAGGAAUGGAAGGGUUGA